AUGCCACUGUUUGAAACCGUAAAGAAGUUCAAGAACCAGGACUAUAACAAAUUGAAAAAGGAGUGCCAAGCUAAGGGCACUUUAUUUAUAGAUACAGAAUUCCCACCAGAUGAGCGGUCAUUGUCUUCAACUCCUGGAAAGUAUGGUGGAGUUGUCUGGAAGAGACCGAAGCAAAUCUGCGAUAACCCUAAACUGUUUGUAGAGGGAGCCAGCUCCGGUGAUGUCACGCAAGGAAAGCUGGGAAACUGUUGGUUUGUGGCUGCGAGCUCUUGUUUGGCUUCUUUCAAGGAAGUUUGGCACAAGGUAAUCCCUGAUCAGAAGAAUCAAGAAUGGGAUCCAGAGAAACCCGACAACUACCAGGGUAUUUUCCGCUUCAACUUCUGGAGGUAUGGAGAAUGGGUGGAAGUUGUCAUAGAUGACUUGCUGCCAACUAUUAAUGACAGGCUGGUCUUCAUUCACUCCCAGAGCAGAAAUGAGUUCUGGUCGGCUCUUCUGGAGAAAGCAUAUGCAAAGCUUUUUGGCAACUAUGAGGCCCUGGAUGGCGGGGAGCUGAGUGAGGCUCUGGAGGAUUUUUCUGGAGGUGUGUCCGACACUCUGAACAUGCUGGAGAUGGAUCUGGCCACAAAGCCAGAUGAAAGGGUGGCAUUGUUUGCUCGCAUGCAGAAGGAGAUGGACAGGAAGUCUCUAAUGGCUGCUUCAAUUCCAGCCACAUCUGCUGAAGAAAUGGAAGCAAGUACAGACAUUGGCUUGGUGAAAGGUCAUGCUUAUGGCAUCACCUGUGUGAAAAAUGUGCACCUAGAAGGCUCUGGUCUGUUUGGCUUGUUUAACCGGGAAAAACUGCCCAUGAUACGACUUCGAAAUCCAUGGGGGCAGGGCGAAUGGAAAGGAGCUUUCAGUGAUGGGUCACCAGAAUGGAACAAAAUUAGCAAGUCUGACAGAGAUAAAAUUGGUUUGACAUUUGAUGAGGAUGGAGAAUUCUGGAUGACAUUUGAGGAUUACUGCAAGUAUUUUGUGCAGACCUGCAUCUGCCGUGUGGUGAAUACAUCUUACCUGAGCCUGACAAAAACCUGGCAUGAAGGACUAGCCCAUGGCCAGUGGAAGACUCCUGACAGAGCUGGGGGCUGCCCUAACAACCAGGAAACUUUCUUGAAAAACCCACAGUAUAUGUUUGAUGUGGUGGAUGAAGGUGAUGAAUGUAUGGUCCAGCUGAUGCAGAAGUCGACCAGAGACAAGCAAGGGUCGCAGAAUUUAACAAUUGGUUUUACAGUUCUCAGAGUGGAGCUAAACAGAGAAUACAGAAUCCAUGACCUGUACCUGCAUGAGAAGGUGAAGUCUACAGUGUACAGAAACAGCAGGUCCAUUUUUUUGCGCCACGGGCCGCUGAAGAAAGGCAGAUAUGUCGUCAUACCCUCCACUUUUGAUCCUGGCCAGCAGGCUGAUUAUCUGUUGAGAGUCUAUACUAGUGCUGCCAAUAAUUUCAAGGAGCUCACCCAAGAGAAACCAGUGAAGCCUUGGUACAACUGCUGUGGUAAACCUCCUGUCAUGGUGACCCAUAUCAAAGUUGUUAAAGCUGUAGGACUAGAGAAGCAAGACAGGACUGGAGGUGCUGACCCCUACUGUAUCAUUUCCUGUGAGGGCUACAAAGUGACCACAUCCAGCAGCAAAGACACCACAGAUCCUGAGUGGAACACGUCUGGUUUGUUCUACAGACAGAACCCAGUGAAAAACCCUAUAAAGAUUGAGAUCUGGAACAACAAUAUCCUGCGAGAUGAUUUCAUGGGGAAGUUCCUGUACGUUGCUACUGACGAGUGCAAGAAUCAAGCGCUAGAAGUUGCCCUGGCUGGCCGCAAGCCAGAGACUGAUGCCGUUAGACCAGGGAAAUUAACUAUAGUGGUGACGCAGUCCAGAAACUUACUGUCUGUGUAG
Messenger RNA from Candidula unifasciata, 1926 nucleotides. The record is from the annotation of a GenBank genome assembly. NCBI's taxonomy places the organism in Eukaryota, Metazoa, Mollusca, Gastropoda, Stylommatophora, Geomitridae.